AUGGUCUGCAAGACGCGCAGACCAGCCCGGGUGCUGGUCAUCAACCCCAACACGAGCGCCUCCCUUACCAAAAGCUUCGAACCGGUUCUCGCAAGCCUCAGCUUGCCUGACACGACGCUCACAUACUGGACGUGUCCGACGGGCCCAUCCCUCAUCAAAACACAAGCCGACAUGUACGAAAGCGCAUCACACUGCAUACCUCUGCUCCGCGCCAUGGCAGACGACUUUGACGGGUUCCUGGGAGCGUGCUACGCUGACCACCCCGUCGUCCGCCUGCUGCAGUCAUACGUUGGCAGCAAGCCCGUCGUGGGCAUCUUUGACGCGAGCAUACUGGCAGCCCUGCAGCUCGUGGGCCCGAGCACGAGGUUCGGCAUUGUGACGACGGGUGUGGCGUACGAAGAGCUGCUAUCCGAAGGCGUCAGGCACUUGCUGCAACGCGACGAGGAGGUGCUUGCCAAGUUCGGAGGUGUUGCAGCCUCGGGAGUCGGCCUGAUGGACCUUCAACCAGGAUCGGAAGCCGGCGCUCGAGAGAAGAUUAUGGGUGCCACGUGCCGACUCUUGACGACAAAAGAAGGCGAGGAUAACAUCGAGGUCGUUAGUAUGGGCGGCGUCAUCCUCACGGGGAUGGAACGCUGGGUUCACGAAGCCAGCGAGCUCGCAUUGGGUGUCGAAGCCGGCAGGAGGAUCAAGGUCAUCGACCAGCUGCUCGCAGGCAUGUUGACGCUCGACGCUCUUCUCCAAGGUAAAUCGAUACACUCGGUAGACUAUAGCCAAGUAUUGAGCCCCUUCUACCUCAAGGCAGCUGCCUCCAUCUCGAGGCAGCUAGAUACUGGCAAGAAGGGAGGGGAGGUGGUACGUGCCUUCCGAGGACAGACGGGCAGCCGGCCCAAGCAGCGGUUGAGGCCCGGAUCCAAGGACGACACCGUAGUCAAAGACUAUGCGAGUCUCAAGGGCCAGUCCCUCCUCAAGGAGACCCUGGGCCACCAGAACCGCCAGUCUAGUGCCAUUAUCGGCGCAACAACGGACUUUGACCCUUCUCUGACACACGCCUUGUCAUGGAACGCCAAAGGAGAGUGCCCGUCGUUUCAAGCACAGCACAUUCUCCGUCGGGCGAAUCAAAAUGUCCACUUCGUCAUGAGGCCCGACACGCAGGAUGAAAUGGACGCCGAGCUCACAAACCUCGAUGCGAUUGAAGACUUUGUGUCGCCUCACGGUCCUGAGCUCGUUAACCUGUAUUUCCGCAUCGUCCACCCGAGCUUCCCCAUCCUCCACAAAAAGGUCUUUCUCGAGAAGUACGGUCGCAGCUACCGUGAAUUGACGCCGACAGGACUGGGAGCCGUCUACAUUAUGGCGCUGAACUGGUGGUCCUAUAGCCCUGCGCUCUCCAGCAUGUCGAAACCGGAUGCUCAUGUGCUCGAGAGCAAAGUCCUGAAGAUGCUGUUCGAGGUCCACAAGAGGCCCAAGAUUUCCGACCUUCAAGGCGGUCUCGUCCUCAUGCAAUCGCCCAACGUGAGCUCGUGGGCCCUCGCCGGCCACCUCAUUGCCAUGGCCCAGAAUCUUGGCAUGAACUUUGAUUGCAGCGACUGGCAGGUGCCCGACUGGGAACGAGGCGUUCGAAAACGUGUCGCCUGGGCGCUCUUCAUGCAGGACAAAUGGGGGGCACUGGUGUAUGGCCGUGGAUCCCUGUUGCGGGCUGACGACUGGGACGUUCAGCCGCUCACGGCAUCCGAUUUCCCCGAGACGUCCAAGGACGAUGAUCUCGAAGAAGGCAGCGCCGAGAUUGAGAAGGGCAAGCAGACUUUUCUGCACAUGGUGUCUCUGACGGAGAUUGUUGCUGAUAUUCUUGACCAAUUCUUCACGUUACGUGCCACGCGAAGACGACAAACGAUCGAGCAAGUCUUGGAGUCGGCGAAACCACUCCAACUGCGGCUCAAGGCAUGGUUGACAGCGCUGCCAACCGACCUCUCGGUCGGUGACACUGUGCCGCGAAAGCUCUCGUCGGUAGGUUAUCUCCAUUUGGCGUAUUACACGGCCGAGAUAACCCUGCAUCGCGCGAUUCUGCGAUCCCACUCCAUGGCGAGCCCGGCUCCGGACCUAUAUGCCAUCACGCGCCUCGCUGCCAGCACGCGAUUCACAUCGGCCCUAGAUUUUGUCAAGCGCCUCAAGGCCGAGCACCUUCAGAGCUUCUGGUACUUUUCUUCGGGCCUCAGUCUCGCCAUCAUUGGGCUCUUUGCGGGCAUUCUGUGCAUGACGAGUCAGGACAAGGAGGGUGCCGAACGGGAGGCGCUUCUCGCGAAGCUCGCCGAAUACCGCUGGCUUUUGCGCAUCAACAGCACGAGUGCCGAGUUUAUGAAAUACAGCAUCGGCGUGUUGGACGCGAGGAGCCAGCUCAUGGAGCAACAGAUUCCGCUGCAGGCGGUCCUUCACGCGGCGCAAUCGGGCAGGUCAGCCUCGCAGCUUGACCCUGUCGAAUACGGUGAUGGCGAUGACGAUUCGCCCUUUACCGACGACCUGUUGCUGUCUCCUAACGAUGGCGACGAGAUUUGGCAGCAGCAGCAGCAGCAGCAGCAACCGCCGCCGAAUGCUUUUGAGCAGCAUUACUAUGGUUUCGAGGCGUCGGGCCUGGUAGACGCGACGUUAUCGUCAAGCGAGACGCAUCAAUUCUGGAUUGAUGGCGACGGGUGA
Molecule: messenger RNA, 2685 nt
Organism: Verticillium nonalfalfae
Lineage: Eukaryota; Fungi; Ascomycota; Sordariomycetes; Glomerellales; Plectosphaerellaceae
Exons: 4
Coding region: 1-2685 (894 amino acids)
Biological process (GO): DNA-templated transcription
Cellular component (GO): nucleus
Molecular function (GO): DNA binding; zinc ion binding
Source: RefSeq, a predicted model, not a curated record